Cladocopium goreaui is the source of this 1404-nucleotide messenger RNA. The record is from the annotation of a GenBank genome assembly. Lineage: Eukaryota; Dinophyceae; Suessiales; Symbiodiniaceae.
CAGCCAUCCCCAAGGUGAAAAAUCUGGACUUUGGGUAGCAAAAAUCCAGUGAUUUCCAGGUCAUCCUUGGUCCCGGCGGUCUCGUGCAAUGGCGGCCCGCGUCAAAGCCAUGGAGAUCGCAUGCGUUUUCAGUCCAGAUGACUAUCGGAAAUACCUGGAGGAGGUGGGACCUAGUGCAGAUGGAGAAUUUGCGAAGGGUUUCCAGUACAGUGGUAGCUACUGUGGUCGUAACAUCGAGAAGAUCUAUCAGAAGGCGGUGGAACAUGGGGUUUAUCCCAGUCUGUCCGAAGCGGUGACCGUUUUCAAGAAGGCAAAACAUGCCUUGGUCAUCACUGGCUUCUUUGUGUUGCAUCAGAAAGGUGCCGAGGGACCCAAAGGUGCCUUCGGGGGCUGUGAAACCGACGGCCCCCUGGGCGCCUUGGCGGUGUUGCGUGCCCUAUGCGCGCGAGGAGUUUAUGUGUCCUUGUUUUGCGACGUUCACAAUGGGCCCGUUGUCAAGAAGGCAUACGACACCAUGAUGAAAUAUUUUGAAGCCAAUGACGCAGGCUUCUGGCAAUGUCUACACACAUUCAGCCGUUGCUUGCCCUUUAUCUCCUCAGAGGGGAGCAUCGAAGCCGCUGUGACGCAGAAGGUCUUUGGCGAUAAGACCAUCAACUCGCAGGAGGAGCGUAGCCUCUGCACCGCCGUGGAACUUGGACGGGCUUUGGAGGAGGCUUGGGGAGCGACACUGCGCCCUGUGGAUACUCUCUUUGCGCUGGAGCGACUUGGUGCUCCAUAUCGCAAUAUCAGAGGUCGAGACAUAGGUGAGCAUACGGAGCCCAUCGACUGCCUCUUUCCCCUGGUGGAGGGAAAUAUCAACGAGGAAAGCCGCGCAGCGUUGGCAAGGAUGCCUCUCGAAGCCUUGCGCAGCGCGGCCCAUGUCACCGUUGACGCCAAAAGUCUGGCUGUGGGCGAUGGCGGGAACGAGGUUGGGAUGGGCAAAGUCGUCUCAGUGCCAGGUGUUGGAGAUUUGUCUCCCGGCGGGGAAUUUGCAGCGCUAUCGGUGAAUGGCUGCGUGCGCAGCUGCGACGUUGCGGUGUUGGGCACGGUGUCCAAUUGGGCAGGCUCAGCGAUUGAGGCAGCCUGUCACGUGACAUGGCCGGCAGAGACGGGCUACGUACCAGCCAUGCGUUCUUCAGGAAGUGCCUUGGAAUUUGCUCUACUUGAAGCUAUUAUGGCCAAGCCCACGCUGGCUGUGGAUGGAUCGCACAACGACCGGCCGAUGUCGGUGGAUGGUCUGAACUUUGAUCCUUAUCACAGGCGCAGCUGGAAGCCGUCACUGCUCCUACAGGAAUUCUACGACAACUUGUGGCACUUGGCGGGCGUGACGGAUGAAACCAAGCGCCGGAGAGUGAAAUGAAAAAA